Scaptodrosophila lebanonensis is the source of this 716-nucleotide messenger RNA. RefSeq lists its product as uncharacterized. The transcript has a single exon. The record is from RefSeq and is a predicted model, not a curated record. NCBI's taxonomy places the organism in Eukaryota, Metazoa, Arthropoda, Insecta, Diptera, Drosophilidae. The coding region runs from base 105 to 614 and encodes 169 amino acids.
AAAGGAAAUUUUCUGUUGCAUUCAGAAAAAACAAACUCCUACAAAGAUAAAAAAAUUAGUUUGCUUUAAAUAUUUUUUGAGAAACAACCAAUACAGCACAAAUCAUGGAUGCCACACUAAAAACAAACGAUGAAGAAGCUGCUGGCAUGGUUACCAGCACCCCUAACAACAAAGACGCACAAAAUUUGGUUAAAGACUUCACCAACAAUAUUACCAAUAAUAAAAGCUCUGAUGACCAUAAAGAAACCAACCUGGAAUCAUCGAUAACUGAACAGCAAGCUGCAAGUAAAGCUGAAGUAGCAGAGACUUCCAAAUCGAGCAAAAAGAAUCCCCUAAGCCUGCGCACCAUGGCAAAUGUGGUGCUGCGCCUGCAGAAGGGUCUGCAACGUGCUGAGCCCAAGCCCUCGCAGAUCAACGAUGUCCAUUACUGGCGCACCGUGGCAGGAGCGCGUGAAGCCGAGAGUGGACGCUAUCUGAGAAUUAUUGAGCUGCAGCGCCAGCGCAUUGAGACUUUGGAGAAUGAUCUGAAGGCUCUGGUGGGACUGGCGCGAGAGACACAACAAUUGCUGGCCGGAAUCAAUGUUGAGAAGGGGGCCAAGCCGGAGCAAAAGUAGAGCAUACUUACAUUUUGAAAGAAAUUGUUUUGAAAACAUUUAAAACAGAUUAAAUUAUGCUUCUGGGCUGGGCUUUCUUUGGCAAUAUUUUAGUCCAAUUAA